CCACUCAUUUGGAUGACUCCAUGCAUCUGGAUCUGUUUGUAAACAAACCCCGCCGUGAUCGUAUCGGGGAUCCCGUAAACAAGUUACAGGAGACAAUCCCAACAAAGAACGAUCCUUCCCCUCGGGAGAAAAAGUUCCUCUUUGAGACGAAAAAAAAAUAAAUAAAAAGAUAAAAGAAGUUUUGAGCCGUUUUGGACUGAUGACUAAACUCCACAUUGGUGGUCUUACUCUUUCCUUAGCAGGCCGGGUAACAUCUUAUCAUAUUAACUGUGAGAGGCUCCACUGAAACGGACUGGGCGGAAAGAUACAUCAUGCUCAGAGUAAAGAAAGGCUGCUAUCAAACACGAUACAAAACAGUGUAGUACAGCACAGCUGGAAUUCGCCACCACAGGGUGAUUUAUUAUCAAUUAGACAGAAAUAUGUUCCCCCUGAAAAAGUUCCAUCGAAACGAAACAAACUGAAUAUCUCCCCAAAGCAAAACAAGGAAAAAGGGGCUUACUGCGGUCACGCUUGAUAUGAUCCCAUCCUUAUAGAAAAAGGACAUGAAUGCAAACACAGCACAGACAAUGUUGAAACCAAAAGUCUACUUGGCAGGAGAUUUGGUGUUUCGGCCCAAUGCCUAUGCCAUUUUUGAAGAACUGAAAGCGAUCUGUCGCGAAGUCGGCGUUGUCGGGAUGGCCCCAUUUGAUGGCCAAGAAGGUGUGGAAGAGAUGCAACCAGGGAUUGCGACAAGCUUAAUGAUUGCUACUCUGGACAAAAAGUUGAUGGACGUCUGUGAUGCCGGCAUUUUUUGCUUAGAUCCUUUUCGCAGAGCACCAGAUAUGGACCCAGGGACCGCUGUUGAGCUGGGUUACAUGUGCGCACAAGGAAAGCCGCUUGCUGGGUUCACCGUAGAUAGAAGAACGUAUCCACAAAAAGUACAGACCUAUCGUAGAGACGCUUGGGCUGAUACAUUGACUCCCCGAACCAUCAAAGGAGGAAGUGGUUCUAUGGAAGAUGCCGAUGGGCUGAUCGUUCAUUCAGAAGGCAUGGUGCAAAAUGUCAUGGUAGAGGGAUUUAUUCAAAUGUCAGGAGGUAUCGUUGGCAUCGAUGCUUCCUUGCAUAAGGCCUUCCGAAUUGCCAUCACUGCCUUGGCCCUAGAACUUGCAAAGCGGUCCAUGCAAACAUGAUCCUACCACAACGAGCAAUCUUGAUGAAAUGACAAGUUUUCACGAAAUUGUUCUCCAGAAAUAUCAUUCAACAAAUGAAGACGGAAGGGAAGGGUCCAUGCGCGCAAUGACCUUACUCUCAUGUCACAUUCUUUCAUCUAAAAGAAUGCUUUUUUCUCUCAAAGUUUUGACUUUUUAGUAAAUAUGUAUGAUUUCUACUACCUUUGUUGUCCAAGGUACAGAUUCUUCCCUUGGACAAGUUUCUCUAGCUCCUCCAUUUAUUUUUUAAACCAACUUUCAUUAACUGGAAAAGAAAACUACUUCUAUUAUCUCUUUCCACUAUGAGGCUUUCAAGGAUCGUCGCUUUCCUGAAUCCUCAUGACUACUGACCUUUUACGACCAUAACAAUAUGAAAACUUGGAUUCUUGAAAUUCUUUUUCUUAGUUACUUUAUUUUUUUUAUUUUUUUAUUUUUUUCCUUCUUUGUAGCUAAUUGUUUUCAACUGCAUAUACCCACCUCCCUCUCCGU
Schizosaccharomyces cryophilus OY26 is the source of this 1676-nucleotide messenger RNA. RefSeq names its product nucleoside 2-deoxyribosyltransferase. The coding region runs from base 543 to 1169 and encodes 208 amino acids. Gene Ontology annotation, molecular function: 5-hydroxymethyl-dUMP N-hydrolase activity. Gene Ontology annotation, biological process: deoxyribonucleoside monophosphate catabolic process. The record is from RefSeq and is a predicted model, not a curated record. The transcript has a single exon. NCBI's taxonomy places the organism in Eukaryota, Fungi, Ascomycota, Schizosaccharomycetes, Schizosaccharomycetales, Schizosaccharomycetaceae. Gene Ontology annotation, cellular component: nucleus.